Molecule: messenger RNA, 570 nt
Organism: Peromyscus leucopus (white-footed mouse)
Lineage: Eukaryota; Metazoa; Chordata; Mammalia; Rodentia; Cricetidae
Gene: Dnph1
Product: 2'-deoxynucleoside 5'-phosphate N-hydrolase 1
Exons: 4
Coding region: 31-519 (162 amino acids)
Biological process (GO): deoxyribonucleoside monophosphate catabolic process
Cellular component (GO): nucleus
Molecular function (GO): 5-hydroxymethyl-dUMP N-hydrolase activity
Source: RefSeq, a predicted model, not a curated record
GCGCCCUCUCGCGGCGGCGCGCGCGCAGCGAUGGCGGCGGCCGCGGAGCAGGGCGGCUGCUCCGUGUACUUCUGCGGGAGCAUCCGCGGCGGGCGCGAGGACCAGGCGCUGUACGCGCGGAUCGUAUCGCGGCUGCGGCGCUAUGGGAAGGUGCUCACUGAGCACGUGGCUGCUGCAGAGCUGGACUCGCGCGGGGAAGCUGCUGGGGGCGACCGGCUCAUCCAUGAGCAAGACCUGGCCUGGCUGCGGCAGGCAGAUGUGGUCGUGGCCGAGGUGACACAGCCCUCCUUGGGUGUUGGCUAUGAACUGGGCUGGGCAGUGGCUCUUGGUAAGCAAAUCCUAUGCUUGUUCCGACCGCAGUCUGGCCGAGUACUUUCUGCCAUGAUCCGGGGAGCAGCAGAUGGCUCGAGGAUCCAGGUGUGGGACUACACAGAAGGAGAGGUGGACGACAUGCUGGAUCGGUACUUUGAGACUUAUCCUCCUGAGGGCAAAGCUCCCUCCAGUAACCCAAGUACCUGACCUAACCCUACUUUAUUAAAAAAUAAAUAAAUAAAUAAGGUUUUUUAUGUG